This is a messenger RNA of Symbiodinium pilosum, 603 nucleotides long. The record is from the annotation of a GenBank genome assembly. Lineage: Eukaryota; Dinophyceae; Suessiales; Symbiodiniaceae.
GCAUUGUAAAGCGUAAGCCGGCCGUUAUUGAGGGCAUUUUCCAGUUGGAUAUGGAGUACUGUGCCGGCUCCUAUGGCUAUGAUAUUGGAAAGAGAAGUGGUGGCCAGGGCCCUGAGGAAGUAUGGCGCGGAUUGGCCACUAUUGCCGGUAGCUGGAUUGGCGGAGGGGCUAACCAGGCAGCCAUGUUUGAAGUAUUCAAGCCUUCCGGUGAACUCUUCUCAGCCACCAUUGCGGUGGAUGUGAUUGUAGCCAAUAUAUGGAUGGCCUUCCUCUUAUACGGAGCCGGCAUGUCGGAGCGGGUAGAUCGUUUCUUUAAAGCAGAUUCAUCUGCUGUUCACCAGCUGAAGGAAAAGAUCGAGAAUUACCAGCUGAGUAUUUCCAAAAUACCCACCCUUACCGAUAUCAUGGUCAUCCUGGCCUUUGGCUUUGGGGCUACGGCCAUAGGACAUUUUGGAGCUGACCUUAUCGCUCCUUUUAUCGGAGAUAAUUUUCCCGGGCUGGCCAAGUUCAGCCUCACCAGUGGUUUUUUCUGGCUGAUUGUAAUUGCCACUACCCUGGGUAUUAUUCUCUCCUUUACCAAAGCGCGUAAGCUGGAAGGCGCAG